Messenger RNA from Leucoraja erinaceus (little skate), 4022 nucleotides. Its product is annotated as E3 SUMO-protein ligase KIAA1586-like. Bases 1924 to 3030 code for a protein of 368 amino acids. The record is from RefSeq and is a predicted model, not a curated record. Lineage: Eukaryota; Metazoa; Chordata; Chondrichthyes; Rajiformes; Rajidae. The transcript is spliced from 2 exons. Gene Ontology annotation, molecular function: protein dimerization activity.
CCCGUGCGUGUGUCUCCCUGUGUGUCAGAGGUGUAGUCUACGUGAUACGCAGGUAUACGCCGUAUACCCACUAAGAAAGCUCCAGCAUUUCCGUAUGCCCACUUAGAAAUGCACAAUGACACGUAUCAACUUCGAUAGUGACAGAAGUUCUGUUUAUUUAAUGAAUGAAAGUAUGACAGCUCUGUCACAGAACUGUCACACUUUCAUUCAUAAAUUCAACCUGUGCGCUGUGUCUCUGUCAGAGUCGCACUUUUCCUUGUCGGAAGUUGGAAAGUCCCGAGUUCCGAGUACAAUGGAACGCAGCAUUAUAAUAGCCAUACAGAGGCUUCCGUCCAUGGCCCGUGCCCGUGACCGUGGUGACCGCCCGUGACCUACACCUGACGUCACGUCACCUAGACGACUGCGAUAUCAACUCAGUCGGCGCCGAGGUGAUGUCCAGCGGCUCAACAGUAAAUAUGAAGCGGAAGCAACAAACUACCCUUAGCCAUUUAAAAAAAAAAACAAGCCUGCUGCUGCCUCGGACGACACUCCAGCAGUCACUAGGACGUUAGAUGAAGAAGAGGGAACUACAGCGGAGCCUGAUGCCAGCAGUGUAUCGGGUUGUGCUAUUUGCAGCUCAACAAAAUCUACUGGUGUCUUAACAGAGAAAAGAAUUUCCAUAUCUGAGCAGUGGGCGAUGUUUAAGAUCCAGUCAUCAGGCUCAAGCAGACCAACAGCCCUGGCCUCCUUGAGAAACAAGAUCAGACAGCAUGAGAUGUCCAGGGCACACGAAAUAGCUCAGGAGCUCACUGAAAAGGGUGGACAGGAUUUACUUGGGAAUCUUGUGAGAGCUGUGUCAGACACUGUUAACUGAGACAAAUGCUGCAUUCAGAACAGCAUAUUAUCUUGCCAAGAUGAACCGACCUUUCUCUGACCAUGACGAUCUCAUUGAGCUUCAGGAAAAAAACGGUGUCAACAUGGGCACAAGUCUGCACUCAAGGUUCAGUUCAAAAAAAAUUGUGGAACACAUAGCAAAAAAGAUGCAGACAAAAAUAGUUGACAGCAUUGUGUCAUCUUCAAGCAAGCUGUCUGUUCUCAUUGAUGAGGCAACUUCUCUCAGCCAUAAAGUCAAGUCAAGUCAAGUCAAGUCAAGUCAAGUCAAGUUUAUUUGUCACAUACACAUACGAGAUGUGCAGUGAAAUGAAAGUGGCAAUGCUCGCGGACUUUUGUGCAAAAGACAAACAACAAAACAACCAAACAAAUUAUAAACACAAUCAUAACACACAUAUUCUUUUACAUAAUAAAUAAUGGAAGGAAAAACGUUCUGUAGAGUUAGUCCCUGGUGAGAUAGGCGUUUACAGUCCGAAUUGCCUCUGGGAAGAAACUCCUUCUCAACCUCUCCGUUCUCACCGCAUGGCAACGGAGGCGUUUGCCUGACCGUAGCAGCUAGAACAGUCCGUUGCAGGGGUGGAAGGGGUCUCUCAUGAUUUUGUUUGCUCCGGAGUUGCACCUCCUGUUGUAUAGUUCCUGCAGGGGGGUGAGUGAAGUUCCCAUAGUUCGUUCGGCCGAACGCACUACUCUCUGCAGAGCCUUCUUGUCCUUGGCAGAGCAAUUCCUAAACCAGAUGGUAAUGUUCCCGGACAAGAUGCUUUCCACCGCCGUUGCGUAGAUCAACCAUGAUUGUCAAUGUGAAGGCCUCUUUAGAUGGAGCUACUCCUGAAUUUGUUUUUUUUUUGGACCUGGUGGAGCUGGAAAGCCAGAGGGCAGAGUCUAUAGAGGAAGCUCUAUUAAACUGUUUGGACACUGCAGGCUUUAGUGAAGAGUGGCUUCAAAACAACUGGAUCUCAUUUGUUUCUGAUGGAGUCAGUGUUAUGUUAGGCAAAAAACUCUGGUGUGGCAACCAGGCUGACUGCAAGGUACCCUAACCUCUUCACAUGACACUGUAUGGACCACCGUCUAGAACUGGCUGUAAAUGAUGCUGUGGAUGAGGUUCAGGCAGUCAACCACUUCAAAGUUUUCAUGGACAAACUCCACAAUCUCUACAGUCAGUCCAAUAAAAAUUCACGGGAACUUAUGGAAGCAGCACAAGAAGUGGGCUCACAAGUCCUGAAGAUUGGCAGAGUUUUAAACACCCGAUGGGUUGCCAGCAGUUUCCGUUCUGUAAAGGCUGUGUGGAGGUCAUACGAAGCACUUAACAGACACUUUGAGAAUGCUGCAGGAGACCAAACAAGAAACGGCAAAGAGAGGCAAACCUACAGAGGCCUGGCACGUCGUAUGCAAAGCAAGGAAUUUCUUUGUGACCUUGGACUCAUGUAUGAUGCACUAUCUGAACUUUCAAACCUGUCCCAGCAAUUACAGGCCCAUUCAAUCACACUUUUAAGAGCAGAACAGCUGCUGAAGCGCACCAUCCGAGUGCUGGCAUCAUUUAAAGAUUCUCCAGGAGAGAAAUUGGAGGAAGCAUUGAAAGCACAGGCUUUGGGACAGUUUGGAUCAGUGUCCCUGGAGUCAAAUGCUAAGCUCAUGCCGAUCAAUACAAAGCAGUUCCUACAAAGUCUGAUCAACAACAUGGAGAAGCGGCUCUCAUUUAAGGAUGAAAUUCUUCAUGAUCUCAGCAUUCUGGAUUCAAGCACCUGGCCAUCAACACCUGGCAUACGGCACGGUGAGUCACAGGUAAAACCACUGUGCAGGCGAUUCAAUCUUUGUCAAGAACAAGCUGUCAAUGGAAUGAGAGAUUUCAUCGAGCACCCAGAGAGUGAACCUGAAUGCCUCAAACCACUCAUCCACUGCAUGCAGACCAUCCCUUGCAGCACUGCAGAGUGUGAAAGGGGCUUCAGUCUGAUGAAUAUUGUGUACACAGACCAAAGAUCUAGAAUGUUGUUGUCUAGUGUCAGCAAUUUGAUGAUGAUCAGCAUCAAUGGGCCCCCUGUAAGCCUUUUUGAGCCAAGCAAAUAUGUAUCAACAUGGUUACGAAGCCAUCGCUCUGCCACGCAAGCAAGAAGGCAGAGCACACCUCAGAUGCCUGAGUACAAGCAAAUUUGGAAAGUUUUGUAAACUAGCAGGCUACUACAUUUAAAGUGAAAAACAAUUGUUGACAAAAUCCCUUUUAGUGGAAUACAAACACUUUUCCAUACCUGCUACAGUAGCAAGUAUGGAAAAGUGUUUGUAUUCCACUAAAUAUCCCUCAUGUAACUGUGUAUUCACCUUUGUUUGUUACUUUUUUACAAUGAAGGGAUUGUGGUGUUUGUUUUAUUUUACAUGGGUCAUGCGCCCUCCGCUGGUCGUUUUUGCGGAUGUACUGUUUUUCUUCUCUGUUAAACACUGAACAGAUGUUAUUUGCAUAGGACUUACUGUGAUUGAAAACGUGUAUUUUGUGAUGCUGUGUGAUUGCUGUAUUAAGUAUGAGUGUGAGACGUCUUAGAACAGUUGCUGAUAUGUUUUAUUUAUUUUAAUUUAUUAUUUAAGUAUUUUUGUAUGGGAAACAUAAUUCUAAAGAACAUGUUUUUUUUUGUAUUUUUGCAUUUAUUGUUUCUUAUAUAGGAUAUUUUAUUUUAUUGAGUUGUAAUUGUUUCUGACAAAUGACUAACUCUGUUUUUUCUUGUCUCAAAACUCUAAACAGAGCAUGCAGCAGCAGCAGCAAUAAAUGUCCUGUGCAAAAGACUCAAGUAUCCCGUCGUCUCCUUAGCACAUUAGUACUGAGGCCAGGCCGGUUACAUAUACAGUAGUACAGUGUUUAUAUAGCCAACAGUUACUUAUUUAUUGAUGCUUUAUAGUUUAUUUGAUGCUAGUGCCUAAUGGUGAUUUUAAUUUGACUGUUUAUUGUCCUAGAAACUGAUGACAAUAUCGAGUGUUGAAUAAUCUCAAUUACUUAUGGUGGUUGUAGGCUACUGUAUGUGACAGUGAGUGUGGCGGUGUUUAUAGGACGGGUGUGGAAGAGGCUAGGAGGGAAUCAUCACAGUAUACCCACUACAAAAAACUAGACUACACCACUGCUGUGUGUGUGUGUGUGUAUCUGUGUGUGUGUGUGUGUGUGUGUGUGUGUGUGU